UUUUCAAGGAAACGCGCAGGCAGAACAUUUCCCAGCAGCACCUUGGCUCGGCCAUUCCGUUUCCAUGGAGACGCAGGCGGGGCAAGGCCGUGACGAGUUUUGUAGGCGCCGGGAGCGGCAGACGGUUAUCCCUCCAGUCGGGAUAUGGAGCUCCAGGAACUAGUUCGGCGUAUAACGCUGCUGCAGGCUUGCGUGAGGGGUCGGCAAGUCCGGAGGCGGCUGCAGAACUUGAGAGCCGAGUAUGAAGAAGUGGUGCGGCAGGUGGAGGGUGACGACUUGGGCGGGCAGCUGCGCUGGGUGGGGCGCUGGCUCCCGAGGCCCGUUUUUUCUCCGGACACCCGGAGAAGGACCUUUGUCCUAAGGGCGGGGGGAGACAGCAGUCUCAGCCCAGUUCAGGAACCCCCCAGCAGACUUCAGGAUGAAGAGCCAGAGAGAGAUCAAGGCUGGAAGGAACAGCCGAAAGUGAAGGAGUCUGGCCAGCAAGAUGGUUCUGGCCCUCAACUGGAAGGCGGUGACAGGAUGCUGACAAGAAACCCAGAGACCCCAGAGCUAACACUACCCUCCCAGCCUGCCCAGCUCCAGAGACUUCAGAGACACCUGGCCAUGGAAAUGCUAUGGCUACAGCAGGCCAUUGUCAGUCGAAAGAAGUAUCUGCUUCUCAGACAAACACUGGAUCUCCCGGAGGAUUAGUUGGAGAGGGCUGUACCUCAAGUAAUGGAACCUCAAGAACAUCUGAGUGACCAGGCAAUUGGCAGGACUGAGAAGCAGAUACUGCUAGGAAGGGCCUCACUCUGGCUUCUUACUGUGGACUUCGGGUCCCUUCCAAUGGGGCAGAGUGAAGUCAGGAUACAACUAAUCUUCAAGGCUUGGUCACUGCUUUGUACACCAGAAUCUCUUUCUCCUCCUGGCUCCAGGAACCAUAUUGGUAUCAAGGAUUUCUAAUCUUCAGUACUACAGAUCCUAUGUUGAGAAUUGGUAGGCCCGGGGCUAGGUUAAGGCCUAGCAACUCUACACUUGGAGAGAGGUGGAGUUUUCUUUGUUAGCCCACAAUCCUGCUCUGUUGGAUGGACCCUGCUUCAGAGGGCUUCCUUUAGGCAGGAGGUGUUAGGUAGACUUGGCCAUUCUAGUCAAAGCACAGUAAAAAUUGGAGGAGAAAGGAAGAGAAUCAGGCCACUGGGUUAAAGGAGGAAUAAAACUUUUCAUUUUGCAA
Molecule: messenger RNA, 1210 nt
Organism: Gracilinanus agilis (Agile Gracile Mouse Opossum)
Lineage: Eukaryota; Metazoa; Chordata; Mammalia; Didelphimorphia; Didelphidae
Gene: IQCC
Product: IQ motif containing C
Exons: 5
Coding region: 145-690 (181 amino acids)
Molecular function (GO): protein binding
Source: RefSeq, a predicted model, not a curated record